Cucurbitaria berberidis CBS 394.84 is the source of this 1164-nucleotide messenger RNA. RefSeq names its product meiotically up-regulated gene 182 protein. The transcript is spliced from 4 exons. Lineage: Eukaryota; Fungi; Ascomycota; Dothideomycetes; Pleosporales; Cucurbitariaceae. Gene Ontology annotation, cellular component: mitochondrion. Bases 209 to 919 code for a protein of 236 amino acids. Gene Ontology annotation, molecular function: NAD(P)HX epimerase activity. The record is from RefSeq and is a predicted model, not a curated record.
CCGAAAUUGUGAAUAUUGAUGUUGCUAUGUUCUCGUGAGUUUUCUAUGAGCUAGGAACGGUGUGGGUGUUGGAUCCUCUUAUAAUCAUCGAGUUGUUCUUGUCAUAUGCCGGCGGCCUUUCGAGCUGUGAUGUAAUUGCUCGCCUCGAGCAUCACAUUGAACUCGUACACUACUUUUCCUUGUCGGGUUUGCAGUUUUAUAACCAGAAAUGGCGCUUCGAACCCUCUCUGCCAAAAGCGCGGCGGCGCUCGAUCAAGAGCUCAUGUCCACGGGCGCAUUCUCGAUCGACCAGUUGAUGGAACUUGCUGGUCUCUCAGUCUCACAAGCAGUUUUCAAGCUUCAACCUCUCAACAAAGGCAAGAAGAUACUUGUGGCGUGUGGACCCGGAAACAAUGGCGGCGAUGGGCUCGUUGCUGCCCGCCAUCUCUUCCACUACGGCUAUCAGCCAACUAUAUACUACCCGAAGCAGAGCAAGAAUGAGCUAUAUCAGCGCCUGAAGAAGCAACUUGAAGACCUCAGGGUGCCCUUCACCGAAGACUUCCCCGGCGCUUUGAAGCAAACAGAUCACGUCGUAGACGCAAUCUUCGGCUUCUCAUUCUCAGGCGAAGUACGCGAGCCGUUCCCCAAGGUCAUCGAGGCCCUAGCAUCUACCUCUGUCCCUGUCCUUGCAGUCGAUGCACCGUCAUCAUGGGAUAUAGAAGACGGUCCACGAGAUUCAGGCCCGGGCAAGGGGCUUAUGCCGCCAGCACUCAUCAGCUUGACCGCCCCAAAGCCGCUUGUCAAGCAGUUCAAGGGCAGACAUUUCCUUGGUGGACGCUUUCUGACCCCUGAGAUGGCAGAGAAGUAUAACCUGGAUAUCCCCAAGUAUGAGGGGUUGGAUCAAGUGGUUGAGGUGCUAGUCGAGGGUGGAAAAUUAUAAAGCGUCCAUUUGUGGCGAGAUAGGAUGCCUAAAUAAGCUGUUCCUUCUAGAAAAACGUAAUGGUAUUGCUAUCUCCUAAGAUACUACCUCUCUAUAUCCAGGCCUCUAUUCCCAAUUUCGCGCUAAGUUUCGGUGAUCGGGUGGGUAGUAAUGAAUCCGUUGUUAGCUACCUUGUGCGAAUCUGCCUUGACGUGAGCUGCAGAGCCAUCUCCAGACGUGAUGCUACCCAUAGAGCCAUGAUAUCU